AUGGAAAACGAAGAUGAUAAUCGUAUGACUUUGAUACAGAUUGAAGAUCACUUGGGUCAAGAGAAGCUCAUGUACUUGGAUAUAUUGACCAAGAAAGAUCUGAUUUUCUGUUUUAGCAUGUCAAUUUUGAUUUUCGUACUUGCAAUCAUUGGCGGUAUCCUUUCUCCUCAAAGAGAACACGAAUUUGAAACAUCCUCAGUAUUUAAAGACAAUCAGACUAAAUCUAUCUUCAAAAUUUCAAAUAUUUCGAAAUGGAAUUAUUUUGUCAAAGCUUAUUUAUCAUUAGAUCUCGAUGAUAGCAGUUCAAAUGAUUUAAUUGAUGCCAGAUUUACAGUAUCCGCUAAGAGUUUCAAAAAUGAAAUACAAACUGCUGACGAAAUUCCUUCAAAACGUAUUUUUAGGCAAUUGAAAUUAGAUUCUCAAGAAUUAGUUACAGAUUUCGCUGAAAUAUUCAGUGGAUUAUGUACUGACUUUGAUACUUUACUAAUUGCUGUUAAACUCGAAAAUAAAAUCGAAUCAUGUACAGGAAUUACGAUUAAAUGGCAAUACGGACAUCCGCAUGCACCACUAUUACAAUUUUUCGUUAGGUGCUUACUAGCACAUCAAUCAAUAAGGUGUUUAAUCAAAUAUUUGGAUUUCUUAUCAAGAUCAAGCUACAGAACAUGGCAUUUAGAGCAAAAAUUAACUUUCAUGCUAUUAAUACUAUGCGUUUUUGCAGCUCAUCCCUUAUAUAUACUAGAAUUCUUCGAUCCAAGUCAAUUAGGAAUUAUUUUUACAAUUUUCACCGAAACUUUACUGUUUUCAUACAUCAAAUUCUUUAUUAUUGUAUUGUUUGACUCCCUCGUUCACAGAAACUGUCCAAAAGGCUGUUGUUUCUUCUUCAAAAGAUUAUUUGUGAUGAUAACAGAUUUUAUUAUAGUUUUUGCAUAUAAUAUCAUUUGUUCGGAUCUACUAAGCUUGGAUCUCAUUCCUUUCCACAUAACUCCAAAAGUUUCCCAAAUUUUACAUAUUGGAAAAAUUAUUAUUUCAGUUUUUGCUGCAAUCUUGAUAAUUAUAAGUAUCCUGAGGGCUACAUACGCGUGCGAUACAUCAGAACGUUAUAAAUUCAACGCAUAUUUAACUACAGUUUUAAUUGGUUUAGGAUUUUAUAUUCUCAUGCUUCUUUGCUCAAGAAACAAGAAAAUUGGCCGGACAAAUUUCGGAUUCAUACUUUACUAUGCAAUUUUAAUUUUUUUGGUUAAUAUUUUUUCAUAUCUCCAUUCUCCUUAUGAUAAAACAAUGAAAACUACUGUAAGAAUGUUUUCAUCAGAACAAUUAGCUGAUCAGUUAUAG
This is a messenger RNA of Trichomonas vaginalis G3, 1332 nucleotides long. RefSeq names its product transmembrane protein 181 family. The transcript has a single exon. The record is from RefSeq and is a predicted model, not a curated record. Bases 1 to 1332 code for a protein of 443 amino acids. NCBI's taxonomy places the organism in Eukaryota, Parabasalia, Trichomonadida, Trichomonadidae. Gene Ontology annotation, molecular function: toxic substance binding.